Phalacrocorax carbo (great cormorant) is the source of this 2663-nucleotide messenger RNA. NCBI's taxonomy places the organism in Eukaryota, Metazoa, Chordata, Aves, Suliformes, Phalacrocoracidae. The record is from RefSeq and is a predicted model, not a curated record.
AAGAAAAAAGCAAAGAAAGAAAAAAAAAUAAAAGAAGAAAAGAAAAAAAAGAAAGAAAAGAGAAAAAAUAGAAAAAAAAAAAGGAAGGAAAAGGAAGGAAAUAACAACACGACGUAGAAACUUUUCUGUCCGUCCCUUUCGUCAAGUCCUGAAAAGCCGGGAUGGAGCUGGAGAAAACCUACGCGACCCCCCGGGCCGGCCGCACAGGACAUGGAGGCGUGAAUCAGCUGGGGGGUGUUUUUGUGAACGGCCGCCCCCUCCCAGAUGUCGUUCGCCAAAGGAUUGUGGAGCUUGCUCACCAAGGGGUCCGGCCGUGUGACAUCUCCCGGCAGCUCCGAGUCAGCCACGGCUGCGUCAGCAAAAUACUUGGCAGGUAUUAUGAAACCGGGAGUAUUAAGCCUGGAGUGAUUGGAGGAUCAAAACCAAAGGUCGCCACACCCAAAGUCGUUGAAAAAAUCGCAGAGUACAAACGCCAAAAUCCCACCAUGUUUGCCUGGGAGAUCAGGGAUAGACUCCUUGCUGAGCGAGUGUGUGACAACGACACCGUGCCCAGCGUCAGCUCGAUUAACAGGAUCAUACGGACGAAGGUGCAGCAGCCACCCAAUCAGCAGGUUCCAGCCUCCAGUCACAGCAUAGCCUCCACGGGGUCUGUGACCCAGGUGUCCUCAGUCAGCACCGACUCCGCCGGCUCGUCCUACUCCAUCAGCGGGAUCCUGGGAAUCGCCUCCCCCGGCACCGAGAGCAACAAGCGCAAGCGGGACGAAGGUAUUCAGGACUCUCCAGUACCAAACGGCCAUUCUCUCCCAGGCAGAGAUUUUCUUCGGAAACAGAUGCGAGGAGACCUUUUCACCCAGCAGCAGCUAGAAGUGUUGGAUCGAGUCUUCGAGAGGCAACAUUAUUCUGACAUUUUCACAACAACUGAGCCCAUCAAACCAGAGCAGUGGUGCUCCAUGCUGAUGAGACAGUGCGUGGUACAACCGCAGGCAGUCAUUUUUCAGGCAACUGAGUACUCAGCCAUGGCAUCAUUAGCUGGUGGAUUAGAUGAUAUGAAGGCCAAUAUAACCAGCCCUACUUCUGCAGAUUUGGGAGCGAGCGUUCCUGGGCCUCAGUCGUACCCUAUUGUCACAGGUCGCGAGCUGGCAAGCACAACCCUCCCAGGAUACCCUCCGCAUGUCCCCCCUGCCGGACAGGGCAGCUACUCCGCUCCAGCGCUGACAGGAAUGGUGCCUGGGAGCGAGUUUUCCGGGAGCCCGUACAGCCACCCACAAUAUUCAACGUACAAUGACUCCUGGAGGUUUCCCAACCCUGGACUCCUGGGUUCCCCGUACUACUACAGCGCUGCAGCCCGCGGGGCAGCCCCGCCAGCAGCCGCCGCUGCCUACGACCGCCACUGACGCUGGAGCCCGAGGCGCCAGCACCGACGGCAUGCACCGCCUGGGACACCGUGCUGCCACCCCGCCAGCCGUGCUGCAGGGGAAGGAGAAAGUACCCAGUAGGAACAUGCUAAUCGAAAUUUUGCCCUUUAAACUUGGAGAACUGAUGAUUGUUGUGUUCUUAAAGCCGGUCGUGUUGGCUGGGUCUCAAAUCAAAAAAAGAAACAGGAGGAAGCGGUUCUCCUGAUGCUCUGUGUGAUCGAAAGCUCGCGGUAGCUCCAUGUCUUUUGCAGCCGGCUGGCUACUGCUUUAACUGCCUGUGGGUGCCACGGCUGUAUCUGGGGAUAAGGAAGAGAAGUGAGCAGCCCCCCUUGGGGCAGCUUCCUCUUGCUGCACACUGAAACAGGCUGUGAGACUCAAGGCAAUUUUCUUUUUGGGUUUUUGUUUUUUUAUUUCUCUUUUUUUUUUUUUUUUGUGGCAAAGAAAAGAAUCAGUCUGCUCAAUUUUACACAAGCACCACUGUAAAUACUUGCUUGUUUGUAUUCCUAUAAGAGUGGCUUAAGCAUAAGCAGCAACAUUGUACAAAUAUGAACUCAAAACGCAUCUGAAAAUGUGUUUUGAAACUGGUGCACUGAUUCAAAGAAUUCAGUAAGCUUUAAGCAACUUUGAACCAGGUUAACACUCAUUGUGGCUAUAUUUCAGGCUGAUGUUAUUUCUGCAUAGAGCAUCCUGCCUGACAGUUGUGUGUGGUGAUGCUAUAUGCUGGCAUCAAACACAUGGGCAACUGAAGACAUGGGCAGUUUUGUGACAUUUUACUGCUUAAUAUUCAUUUAUGUUCAUUUAUCAUUGUAAUGAGCGUGGAAACAAAUUCUCUGGUUUCAAGUUAAGCCACAUCCAAGAAGGAAUUCCUAAAUAAUAGUUGACACCUUAUGUACAUCUAAAUAGGUUGUGUGCUAAAACCCAAUUAUGAACACCCUGAAAGGAAGGGGGAAAAAUACCAUGGUAAUAGUUUUUGUUAAACGGACCCACUGAGUGGGGUGUACCGAGCACGGGGGGGCCCACGCACUUCCCGAGGCAUAUGGAGGGGAAGGUGCUCGUUUUGGGGGUCCGUGCGUGUCAGUGAAGGCUUUUCAAACUCACAGAAUCACAGAAUCACAGAAUGGCAGGGGUUGGAAGGGACCUCUGGAGAUCAUCUUGUCCAACCCCCAUUCAAGGCGCUGUAGUACAGGCAUGCGCCAGGGGGAUUUUGCCCCUUAAUUCCACUUUUCUUCCUUCCCCCUCGAAGAGGGA